Daucus carota subsp. sativus is the source of this 826-nucleotide messenger RNA. Its product is annotated as DNA-directed RNA polymerase V subunit 7-like. NCBI's taxonomy places the organism in Eukaryota, Viridiplantae, Streptophyta, Magnoliopsida, Apiales, Apiaceae. The transcript has 2 exons. Gene Ontology annotation, biological process: DNA-templated transcription initiation. The record is from RefSeq and is a predicted model, not a curated record. Bases 109 to 639 code for a protein of 176 amino acids. Gene Ontology annotation, molecular function: single-stranded RNA binding; single-stranded DNA binding.
CCAUACUUUUGUAGUGUGGCAGUGUGUUUUUGCAGACAAGCUGGAGCUGUGCUGAGGCUGAGAACCAGAAACACAAUUCAUACAAUUCCUUCACUGUCUGGUGCCAAUAUGUAUCUCAAGGCACAGUUGCAAUGGAAUGUUAUCAUUCCUGCUGAAAAUCUUGAUGCCAAAGGACUGGCGCUGCAGAAGGCAAUAAUAGUCCGCCUUCUGGACGAGUUUUCUGCUAAGAAAGCUACAAGCACUCUUGGUUAUUUCCUCGCAGUUACUACUCUGGACAAGAUUGGAGAAGGGAAAGUCAGACAGCACUCUGGGGAUGUGCUCUUUCCCGUAACCUUCACAUGCCUCACCUAUAAAGCUUUUGCUGGUGAGGUUCUAGAAGGAGAAGUGCAUAAGAUUCUAAAGCAUGGUGUUUUCCUGAGGUGUGGACCAGUUGAGCACAUUUAUCUCUCGCAUCUCAAGAUGCAGGGUUACAGUUUCGUUCCCGGUGAGAACCCCAUCUUUAUGAGCGAGAAGUCAGCAAAAAUCGAGAAAGGUGUAAAGCUACGUGUUAUGGUGAUUGGUGUGAGGUAUAUGGAGGCUGAAAGGGAAUUCCAGGCUGUCGCUAACUUGGAUGGGGAUUACCUAGGACCUAUUGAGUAGUCUUAACCAGUAUGACCUGUGAUGGAUUUGUAUUUUCUGACUUCUAGGUAAAUUAUGGAAGUAGAUUCCUAUCUCCGGUGUUUAUUUUAGUUCAGUGAUGUGCACUUCUCUUAUAUAAUGUAUUAUGUCAUCUCUGCGGACACAAAAGUUUAAGAAUGGAAGUAAGGAACUAAUCCUAAAUUGUUAA